Messenger RNA from Knipowitschia caucasica, 1152 nucleotides. NCBI's taxonomy places the organism in Eukaryota, Metazoa, Chordata, Actinopteri, Gobiiformes, Gobiidae. The record is from the annotation of a GenBank genome assembly.
AUGCCCCGUGAGGAGAUGCCAGUUCGGGUGGGCACCGUUCCGAAUGGGUGCUCUUUCUUCCCUUCCAGGAGCUACGUGGCGGCUCCCGGGGGAGAGUCUCCAGGCAGAGCUGCUGAAUUCGUGACAGUGGACGGUCAAAACCUGGCUACCGACAAUGUGACUGUGAUCGAAGGAGAAAUGGCCACCAUCAGCUGCAGAGUCCGAGACAAUGAUGACUCAGUGAUCCAGCUCCUGAACCCCAACAGACAGACCAUCUACUUCAAAGACUACAGACCUCUGAAGGACGCCCGGUUCCAGCUGGUGAAUUUCUCUGACAACGAGCUGCGGGUGUCUCUGUCCAAUGUGUCACUCUCCGAUGAGGGCCGCUAUGUGUGCCAGCUCUACACAGAUCCUCCUCAGGAAGCCUACGCAGACAUCACUGUCUUGGUUCCGCCGGGCAGCCCAAUCAUCGAGAGCCAGGAGGAACUGGUGAGUGAGGGCAACGAGACGGAGCUCACCUGCACGGCCAUCGGCAGUAAGCCAGCUGCCUCUAUCCGAUGGAUGAAAGGGGAGGAAGAACUGACAGGAGAGGCGACGGUGGAGGAGACUUAUGACAGGAUGUUUACCGUCAGCAGUCGCGUGAGGUUUUCUGUCACCAAAGACGAUGAUGGAGUGCCAGUGGACUGCAUCAUUGACCACCCAGCUGUAAAGGACCUCCUGGCUCAAAGACACUUGGAAGUGCUAUAUAAACCCGAAGUGAAGAUUGUGGUGACAUAUCCUGAAGGCCUGACACGAGAGGGAGACAACUUAGAUUUGACGUGCAUCGCAGAGGGAAAACCACAUCCUCAUCAGAUAAACUGGCUGAGAGUGGAUGAAGACGUGCCGCCUCACGCUGUCGUCACGGGCUCAGACUUGUACAUCGAGAACCUGAACAAGUCUUACAACGGGACGUACCGCUGCGUGGCCUCCAACACUGUGGGGGAGGCCUUCGACGACUACAUCCUCUACGUCUAUGAAUCCGUCAUGAUGGGUGCACAUGAGGAGAGGCAGUCAUUAAUUCUGGGCGUUGCUGGGGGGUGGGUGUUGUGGUGUGGCAGAGGAGCGGCGAGCGAGGAAUGGUACACAGAUGAAUGGCUGAUAAUCCUCACUCAGUCCAGCAGCUGUCUGGCGUGA